AUGGAGGAGCAGGAAAGAUACACGCUAGAGGCUCACCAGACCUUCCCGCUGUCUGAGCUCAACGUGUCCCCAGAACGUUCUGGGGCUGACUCAGGGCAGGAGAACGGAGUUCGCUUCCCUGACAUUUCCUGCUCUGGAUUAGCCCGGAGGUUCUCUGGGGACUUCGAGGGCACGGUGGGAGCCCACGUGGAAGAAGACAAGGGCGGGUUCCCUCUGCCCCCACCAGGGCCCUGUGACCACCGCUGCCCAGAGUGUGCCCAAGCCGGCCCUGCUCUCUGUGGGGUUAUGGAGAGGAAGAACUUGGGGUGCUGUGAAGCCCCGAAGAAGCUGGGCCUGUCCUUCUCCAUCGAGGAGAUCUUAAAGAGGCCUGAUGAGAGGAGCCAUGUGGUCGGGCCGGAAGGGGCAGGUGGAGGGGGCACCAGGCAAGCAGGAGCUGCGGGCUUCAGGCUGGAGAGGGCCCCAGAGGACCAGCCCCAGGGGGAGAGGAAGAGCAAGCGGAGAGUCCGAACCACCUUCACCACAGAGCAGCUGCAGGAGCUGGAGAAGAUCUUCCACUUCACCCACUACCCGGACGUCCACAUCCGCAACCAGCUGGCAGCCAGGAUCAACCUCCCAGAAGCUCGUGUGCAGAUCUGGUUCCAGAACCAGCGAGCCAAGUGGCGGAAGCAGGAGAAGAUCAGCAGCCUGGGGGCUCCGCAGAAGCUGAGUGAGGCCAACAUGGCCCCGGUCACAAAUCUGGAUGUGGCUGGCCCCCUGCUGCCGCCCCCUGCGCUGCCCACGCUGGCUCCUCCCGUGGGGUGUUAUCCUCCCGCUCAAGGUCAGCUGGCCUCUGCCUGGUUCCCUGCCCGGGUCACCCUCCUGCCACACCACCCAUGGGACCCCCGUCCUCUCGCGAGCCCACUCAUCCAACAGACCUGCAUCCUGGUACUCCGAUUCCUUCCACCGCCACACCCCAAGUGGGGCAGCAUCUGUGCCACUUCAACAUAG
Messenger RNA from Equus quagga, 987 nucleotides. RefSeq names its product intestine specific homeobox (gene ISX). The coding region runs from base 1 to 987 and encodes 328 amino acids. The record is from RefSeq and is a predicted model, not a curated record. Lineage: Eukaryota; Metazoa; Chordata; Mammalia; Perissodactyla; Equidae. Gene Ontology annotation, biological process: regulation of transcription by RNA polymerase II. The transcript has 7 exons. Gene Ontology annotation, molecular function: DNA-binding transcription factor activity, RNA polymerase II-specific; RNA polymerase II transcription regulatory region sequence-specific DNA binding.